AUGGAUCGGAAGUAUCAGAAAGUCGAGAUGGGAGUGGGCGCCUUUCAUCAUCCGCCGAGAGCAAAAUACAGCGAGGAAACGAAAAAUUUAAUCAAACUUUUGAUGGAAGAGUCUAAAGUGAGCAUGAUGAAAAGGAAAUCGAUUCAAGAAGCGAUGAACAAGGGUGAAUCUUUGCCGCUUGUGGUCGAAAAGUCGAAAGCGGAAUUAAACAAGCACGAUUUGAAAUAUCAGGUAACGAUGCCUACAAUUUGGAAAAAACGUACGCAAGAUAUGAUUGUUAAAAGUGGCGCGUAUGAGAGAGAGCAGUAUAGAAGGACAUCUCCUUUGCGUAAUAAAGAAAAGCAGAAACGUCAUUUGGCGUGCAUGAUGGCAUAUGGAAAGGAUAUGCCAGAAACUCCUCGUGGACGAAUAAUUCAUCAUCAAGCAAGACAAAUAUCACAUAAUUCUGAUACUACCGAUCCUAUCGACGAUUUGGUACGUGGAAUUCAAGAGAGAAUGGAAUUUUUGAGUGACAUGGAAUGUCUUGGAAUGGACAAAAAGUAUCGUCCUAUAAUACAGCAAGAAAUAGCACAUAAACUACGAUUAAUCGAAUCGGUAGACAAACAAAGAUCCAAGGAAGUUCGCAAAGAAAUCAGAGAUCUCGAAAGGCCAUUACCGAAACCAUUUCCUUUGGGACAGCUGGACGAAAAUUAA
Messenger RNA from Habropoda laboriosa, 693 nucleotides. RefSeq names its product UPF0193 protein EVG1-like. NCBI's taxonomy places the organism in Eukaryota, Metazoa, Arthropoda, Insecta, Hymenoptera, Apidae. Bases 1 to 693 code for a protein of 230 amino acids. The record is from RefSeq and is a predicted model, not a curated record. The transcript has 5 exons.